Molecule: messenger RNA, 618 nt
Organism: Rotaria sp. Silwood2
Lineage: Eukaryota; Metazoa; Rotifera; Eurotatoria; Philodinida; Philodinidae
Source: the annotation of a GenBank genome assembly
AUGUGUGAUAGCGCAUUUUGUCGUUCAUGUCUAUUACAAUUAGCUGAACCAUUUUGUCCAAUAUGUCGAUGGACAUGGGAUGAUACAAUUCCUCUUCAAGAUAAUAUUUAUUUGCCAAAAGCUAAUCGACUAAUACGAAACAUGCUUGAUGAUUUACUUGUGCAAUGUAUUUACUGUCAAACAAUCCGUCGUCGAGGACAAUUCGAGCAUGAAUGUCAAUCGACUGAAGAACGAUUGGUUAGAAAUGAUAUUCAAAUCACACCAAGAAAAAACUUCGUUCAUUUUGAAAUGGUUUUAAAUAUUUUAGGAAUAGUUUUAUGUCUUCUAUGCAUGUAUUAUAAUCGAAAAUAUGUUUUUGAAAAAGUUAUUGAUCCUCGUAGUGAAAUAAUCAAAGAUAUUGGCUAUAAUAUCGAUUAUUUUUUAUUAGAAACAAUAUAUUAUUUAAUCAGAAAAAUAGUUGAAUACUCAAUGGCAAUUAUUAUAAUUAAUGUUUGCUUUUGGUUUAGUGUAAUUUUUUUUGGAGACCGUAUCGCAUCUAAAAACAAUAGUCAAAUAUUAAAAACUUUUCUUGAAAUAUUAAUUAUUAUUAAUCUUAUUACUUAUUCAGUUUCUAAUUAG